Molecule: messenger RNA, 6114 nt
Organism: Chinchilla lanigera (long-tailed chinchilla)
Lineage: Eukaryota; Metazoa; Chordata; Mammalia; Rodentia; Chinchillidae
Gene: Zbed5
Product: zinc finger, BED-type containing 5
Exons: 2
Coding region: 3862-5868 (668 amino acids)
Molecular function (GO): DNA binding
Source: RefSeq, a predicted model, not a curated record
UGUGCGCCACCACACCCGGCUCAUUAUUUAUAUUUAAAAUGUACCGAUAAAAUUCAAAAAUGCAAAAAAAGUCUGUACAACAACUCUUGGAUCACACUAUAUAUUCAAUGAAGGCUAGUUAUCAUAAAUGGGUUUUUUGUAUUUUUUUAAAAAGAAUAAUAAAAAAACAAUACCAUAAAUGCUUUGAGUUGUACAUUAUCUAUAUUUUUUGUCAGCCAAUAUUUUAUAAUUUUACAAAGUUAUAGAAAAACUCGUUUCAAGAACCGUUAGCAGAUUCUUCAGAUUUUUAGGACCUAAUUUAAAUUCAACUCUUUAGCUGAAUUUAAAUACUGUUCUGUGUUUUGGGUUUUCCCAGUUCAUGAAGAUGUAAACCAGAUGUUUGAAGAUCAGACUGGGAGCAUAUAUGUAAAAUAUUUUUCUAAAAUACAAAACAUAUAUUAUUACAGUAUUAUUCUGAAGCUACAACUCCCAAAAUUGCAGUCCCGAAAAUGGUGAUAUGAAGUAUUAGGCUUAUUUAAAUACCUACAACAUUCAUAACAAUGGAAGAAACAUAUUUUUUAAAAAUUGAAGCCACCCUUGCUUUUGACCCAAGUUGGGCAUUUUCUGGGGCAGUGCUUGAAAAACAUGAUCCAACUUUCAUCCAGUUGUUUCUAAAGAACUUCAACAGGCUACAGCACUUGCAAACCACAGUACCUAUUAUUUAAUGUCAGCCGUACUUUAACAAAUUCAUCCCCGCUCCGCAGUGGGACGUUUAGCCUAGGUACCAAAUUCGAAAAACAGACACCAGCUCUCCGCGUACCUCAUACAAAAGAGAAGCGCGCAACCUGCAGCCUUUGAGGAUGCUCUGCACACCAGGAUGUGAUGUGCGGGCACGCAUGUAAUCCCAGCACUCAGGAGGCUGAUGCAGGAGGAUUGCUGCGAGUUCGAGGCCAGCCUGGGCUAUACAUAGCGAGGUCAAGGGCUAAACCGAAUAUCGAGACCCUGUCUCAAUCAAUCAAUCAAUCAAUCAAUCAGGAAAAAAAAAGAGGGUAGGCAGGGAACGAUGGGUUAGAACCGAAUGCUGCAACCUGCAAAAUGCGAACUUCCCGGCAGACCGAUAGCGGGACUGUGCGGUUUCCCUCCUGGUCUCGCUCGCCACUCCCAAGGCCACCUGGGGGCCACCGAGUGCGGCGGGCAGAGUCGGGCGAAGGUAAAUCAAGAAACAGAGGCGGCGGCUGCGUGACCUGGGCCUGGGGUAGGAGACCGGGAACAAAGAGGUCGCGAAGUCUCCACAGCCAAGGCAAAGAAGCAGAUUCCCGGACUCUACUCCGGUCUCAUAGGGUCACCAAAUCUACCAAGCAACACACAAGAAACGGUAUUCUAAACUACAGCCUGGGCGGCUGCGGUCCCACGAAGUUCGACAACAACCAGCAGAACCGCUACCGAAACACCGCCGCGCUCCUUAGCAGCGACGCCUCAACCGAGCUGUUCUUUUCUUUGGUCCCGCCCCACUGCUUAGCGUAGAUUGGUGGAGGGUAGCAGCGCGGCCGCUGAUUGGGGGGCGGCGGAUCGCUCCUGGAGACUGUGGCGUUCGGUUGCUCCGUAGUGCUAAAUUUAUCUCCAGACCAGGACCUCGCCACCCGCGAAUCGGAGCUCUAUGGAGGUGGCUUAGGCGAUGCCCCUGAGCUGAGAGCAUCACCCUGUCCCCGCAUCAUUCUUUCCUCUGUUUUGUUUUUCACCCCCUCUCCCUUCUUCCUCCUUCCAGUCUGCGACGACUGGCUCUUCACCCUGCUCAGGCCUCGGUGAAGGUGAGGAGCAGAGCCGCCACCGCGGCUAAGCGGCGCUCUCCGAAAUGGCCGCUGCCUCCAGCUGUCUAAAAUGGCGGUCACGGGCUCCGCUGGGGGCCGCGGCGCUGCUGGGCAGCCCAGCCGCGGCCAGGACCGCUCUGUCCGUAGCUGAUGGAGAGGAAGCAGGAAGGUGUUGGGUGCUGAGUUGGUUUCCUGUGGUCCUUAGCGAAGGCGACCGCCGGGGGACGCGAGAGGAGCCCCGAAGCAGGCUGGGCUGCGGCCGGAAGCCAGCCCGGAGGUGGCGGUCUGUGGGCCGCCCGCACCUGCGAGAGGGAGGAGCUGAGGGGUGGCGGGUCCGGGCCGCAGUUCGAAGUGGCCCUGGAGAGGAGCACUGAGGUGUGGCAGGGCUGCCCGCGCCUGUGAUGAUUGGCUGCGCUCGGACCCUGCCCUUCUGCCCCGAGAGCGGUUGUCCUCACCUGGAGCCGUGCGCGGGCGGAGAAGGCGGGAAGGAUCGAGGGACCUGUCAGUUUAACGGGAAGGAGAGAGGGAAGAUGAGUGUUUUUCCCUCUUGGCGGAGUGGAACGGAAAGUUCGCUCAAGGGAAUAAAUACCGAUCACUUGUCCCCAAGAGAUUCGGGUCACACUUCUCAAGAUGUGGCCCUCCUCGGGAAAACGAAGCUUCUACGCUUCUGUCCUCUGACAGCAAGAGAGAAGAAUCCUAAUCCUUUAGGCUUCUGGUUACUCCCCUUCCCAGCCCAUCCCUUAAUUUUAUUCUUUUGAAGAGUCUGCAUUUCAAGCUGCCAAAGUGAACAGUGUGAUUGCAGAAGGGGAGUACUCCUCAUUUCAGGUAUCUUACCCUGUUUUACCUAUUAACAAAAGAACCAUCUUGAUUGAGGAUCUAACAUGAGUGUAGCAAUCUUACUCUGUAGUCAGAGGUAAAAGUCUGAGUCAAAUAUAGCUAUAGUUGUUUAGAUAAUUUAUCUCUAAUGUAAAAAAACUUAACCUAUAAAAUAUAGUAUUUAUUAGAGAUUUUUGAGCUUGUGUUACUGUUUUUAUUGUGCUUUUUAUUAUAUCAGGGAGAAAACUUUAAAAAUAAGAAUUUAGAUUUUCUUAAGGUCCCAGUUAAGUCUUCAUAUAGUGUAACAGAAUGCAAAGUAAUUAAUAAAAAUAUACAUUACUUUAAAUCUUAAUUAAAAUAAUGUAAGCAUAUGUAAUUUUUAAGUCCAGAGUAACUUUUGGUCUAUAGUUCAUUCUUUAUUAUUAACAUAUAAUAUUUAGGAUACAAUAGAAUUCCGCCUUGUAGCACUUGGACCUUUGUGUGUUUUUAGUAUAGGUUAUUAGAAUUGUUGCCAUCUGUGAAGGGAGACUUAAGCUAUAUAAUAGUAUCAAUACUUAAUACAUCGAAUGGCAGUAGGCACCAAAAAGCUCAGAGUUUCCAAGUUUCCAUCUCAUUACAUGAGAUGAGAUUGGCAAGUUAUGAUAUGUACUGUUUGUAUGCAUAGGGUUUUAUUGGAACACAGCCACAGCCAUUCUUUUAGCCUUCAUUUAUGGCUGCUGUAAUGCUAUAGCUACAGAUUUCAGUAGGGCAACUAAGACUGUUAUCGCCCACAAAGCCAACUAUGCAGCCCUUUGUAAAAUGUUUGCCAGCCCUUGCCACGGGGUAUAGUCCUAAAUACGUUAUUUCCCUAAAAUGUUUAUCAACUCUUUGUUAUUUCUUAGCCUAAUGGUUCCCAGCUUUUUUAUAAAAUGUUAAUACUCUAAGUGAAUAAGUGUUUUGAGAAAAAAACUGACGCUGAUAAUAGUGUUUCUAUAUUGUUUAUUUAAAUAUAAGUUUAAGACUACUAAACUCAUUUCUAUAGCUUUUAUUUUUAUGUGAUAAUCUACCUUUAAGAGAGGUGUGCCAUACCUGAGAGCACCAGCAAGUCGCAUGAGAGAUCACCUGAUAAACGAACGUGUGAUGUUCCAUCUGCGCAUUGAUGCAUAGGCAGCACUUACAGAUUAAGUGAUGUAUUAUUAUAUAUCAUCUCUCAUCUUUUUGUAUCCUGUCUAAUAAUUUCAACAUAUUUGUAAUACUCAAUCUUUAUUCUAAAUUAACCAUGUUUUGUACCACAACCUCUUUACCCAUGGAUCUUUUGCUGAAGCAAGGAAGUCUUAAACAAGAAGUAGAAUCUUUUUGUUACCAAAUUGUAUCUGAAUCAAAUGAUCAAAAAGUUGGAAUAUUACAAAGUGAAGAUGAACAGCUGCAGCCAUCAGUUUCUAAAAAAUCAGAAGGUGAGCUUUCCAGGGUCAAAUUUAUGUCUGGAUCCAAUAAAAUGACAACAUUUAGUAAGAAACCAAAGAGGAGAAAAUAUGAUGAAAGUUAUUUGUCUUUUGGAUUUACUUAUUUUGGAAAUAGAGAUGCACCUCAUGCUCAGUGUGUAUUAUGUAAGAAAAUCUUAUCAAAUAGCUCUUUAGCCCCAAGUAAGCUACGAAGACAUUUGGAAACUAAACAUGCUGCGUAUAAAGACAAAGACAUUAGCUUUUUCAAGCAGCAUCUUGAUUCACCUGAAAAUAAUAAACCCCCAACACCUAAAAUUGUCAAUACAGAUAAUGAAAGUGCUACAGAGGCAUCAUACAAUGUGAGUUACCAUAUAGCCCUGAGUGGAGAGGCUCACACUAUUGGAGAAUUGCUUAUCAAACCUUGUGCAAAAGAUGUAGUGAUGCGGAUGUUUGAUGAACAAUAUAGUAAGAAGAUAGAUGCAGUACAACUUUCAAACAGUACGGUUGCACGUCGAAUUAAGGAUCUAGCUGCUGACAUUGAGGAAGAGCUUGUUUGUAGACUAAAAGUAUGUGAUGGGUUUUCACUACAGCUAGAUGAAUCAGCUGAUGUUUCAGGACUUGCUGUGCUGCUUGUGUUUAUUCGUUACAGGUUUAAUAAAUCUAUUGAGGAAGACCUACUCUUAUGUGAAUCUUUGCAAAGUAAUGCUACAGGUGAAGAAAUAUUCAAUUGCAUCAACAGUUUUAUGCAGAAACAUGAAAUUGAAUGGGAAAAAUGUGUUGAUGUUUGUAGUGAUGCUUCUAGGGCAACAGAUGGGAAAAUUGCUGAGGCUGUCACCUUGAUAAAAUAUGUGGCCCCUGAAAGCACCAACAGUCACUGCCUAUUAUAUCGACAUGCACUAGCAGUUAAAAUAAUGCCUACAUCCCUUAAAAGUGUGCUAGAUCAAGCAGUACAAAUCAUCAAUUAUAUUAAAGCUCGACCACAUCAAUCGAGACUACUAAAAAUUUUAUGUGAAGAAAUGGGUGCUCAGCACACAGCACUUCUUCUAAAUACAGAGGUAAGGUGGCUUACCCGAGGUAAAGUUCUUGUAAGACUUUUUGAACUUCGGCGUGAAUUACUGGUUUUUAUGGAUUCUGCUUUUCGACUAUCUGAUUGUUUAACAAAUUCAUCUUGGCUGCUAAGACUUGCAUAUCUUGCUGAUAUUUUUACUAAAUUAAAUGAGGUUAAUCUGUCGAUGCAAGGGAAAAAUGUAACAGUUUUUACAGUGUUUGAUAAAAUGUCAUCAUUGUUAAGAAAAUUGGAAUUUUGGGCUUCAUCUGUAGAAGAAGAAAACUUUGAUUGUUUUCCUACACUCAGUGACUUUUUGACUGAAAUUAAUUCUACAGUUGAUAAAGAUAUUUGCAGUGCCAUUGUGCAACACUUAAGGGGUUUGCGCUCUACCCUUCUAAAAUACUUUCCUGUAACAAAUGACAGUAAUGCUUGGGUUAGAAAUCCAUUUACAGUAACUGUUAAACCAGCCUCUUUAGUAGCACGGGAUUAUGAGAGCCUGAUUGACUUAACAUCUGAUUCUCAAGUGAAACAAAAUUUCAGUGAACUUUCACUAAAUGAUUUUUGGAGUAGCCUAAUUCAAGAGUACCCAGGUAUUGCAAGGCGUGCAGUUCGUGUGCUUCUUCCUUUUGCUACAAUGCACUUGUGUGAAACAGGAUUUUCAUAUUAUGCUGCAACUAAAACAAAAUAUAGGAAAAGACUUGAUGCUGCACCUCAUAUGCGGAUCCGUCUUAGUAACAUUACACCUAAUAUUAAACGGAUAUGCGAUAAAAAGACACAAAAACACUGUUCUCAUUAAAAUUGGAGAGUUUUGCAUGUCUUGAUAACCAAAUGUAAGUGAAAAUAAAAGACAAUUUACUUCAUUUCUAGUAUUUGGGGUUUUAAAUAAAAUGAUUCCAAUUUUUUAGUAUUUUGAUUUUUAAGAAAGCUAAAGAAUCAAAAAUUUCAAUGUUUUUGGCAUUUCUUUACUUGUAAUUUUCACAGGGUUUCAUAGUCGUAACUGAGGAAUGAUGAGCCACAAAAUAAAAUUCAGUUCUUAGCAUAA